AUGGGAAAACGUAAAGAAAUUCCACUUGAAAAAAGGGGAGCUGUAUUGGCAUUACAUAAUGAAGGUAUCUCAUAUCGUGAAAUUGCCAAAAAAUUGAAAAUUUCAUUGAAAGGUGUGCAUUCAACGAUCAAAAGAUUUGAAGACACGGGUAAUCAUCACGAUCGUCCUCGAACCGGACGUCCAAAAGUAACUACUUCUCGCGAAGGUAAGCAUAUAGUGGUUACCAGUAAACGGAAUAGACGGUUAACAGCUCCCGAAAUAUGCGCAGACAUCAACAGAAGUCGUGAAAAACCGGUUUCACUAACAACUGUAAAAAGAAGAUUAAACGCUGCCGGACUCAAAAGAUGUGUUGCAGUGAAAAAAGUGAGAAGAAGUGCGUCCGAAAAAAUGACACCUCAGUGUAUAGUGCCUACUGUGAAGCAUGGAGGUAGCUCAGUGAUGGUGUGGGGAUGUUUUUCUGGCCAUGGAACCGGAGAUUUAGUGAAAAUUGAUGGAAUAAUGAGAAAAGAGCAAUAUAAAAAUAUUCUCGUUCGUCAUGCGAUUCCCUCUGGAUUAAGAGGACCCGGCCGUGGUUUUGUCUUCCAGCAAGACAACGACCCAAAACAUACGUCGAUCCUCUGCCGCAGUUAUUUAGAGCAAAAAAAACCACCUCGAAACAUGGAAGGAGACGACAGAAACAAAUCUAUACUUGCUACCAGCCCUUUGACGACAACAACGAUCAAGGUUAUUGCUGGCCUCACACCAACACGAUACACAUCUAUACCUGCCGUCGUCUGCUGUCGUCUACUCAAAAUUAUGCAAAUGAGGGAGAAGAGGGGCACAAAUGAUGAAGAAAGUUUCCAGCCGCAACCUCGAGCGGAUGUUUUUUAUCCGCGAAGCGAAUCUCGACAAGGUGUUGUCGCACACAAGCCUAAGUAA
Phymastichus coffea is the source of this 918-nucleotide messenger RNA. RefSeq lists its product as uncharacterized. Gene Ontology annotation, biological process: DNA transposition; DNA integration. Bases 1 to 918 code for a protein of 305 amino acids. Gene Ontology annotation, molecular function: DNA binding. The transcript is spliced from 3 exons. NCBI's taxonomy places the organism in Eukaryota, Metazoa, Arthropoda, Insecta, Hymenoptera, Eulophidae. The record is from RefSeq and is a predicted model, not a curated record.